Molecule: messenger RNA, 654 nt
Organism: Trichoderma breve
Lineage: Eukaryota; Fungi; Ascomycota; Sordariomycetes; Hypocreales; Hypocreaceae
Exons: 4
Coding region: 1-654 (217 amino acids)
Cellular component (GO): cytoplasm
Molecular function (GO): glutathione transferase activity; glutathione binding
Source: RefSeq, a predicted model, not a curated record
AUGGCUCUCAAAUUAACAGGAACCCCCAAAUCUUCAUGUACCUUGAAGGUCCUUCUUACGCUAGCGGAAAAAGGCAUCUCCAACUAUGAAUUUAUUAACAUUGACUUAAUGAAAGGGGAACAAAAGCUGCCGAGUCAUCUCGCCAAACAACCAUUCGGUGUCGUGCCGAUUCUCGAAGACGGCGAGAUAUCUCUAUAUGAAUCCCGUGCUAUCUGUCGCUAUCUGGCAAAGAAAUACGACAACAUAGGUACCCCUUUACUCCCCGACUUGUCUAAUCUGACAACGAUGGGCUAUUUUGAACAAUGGGCGAGCGUGGAAAUGGCGAAUUUUGAUGCUAUUGCCCGCCCACUGCAGUGGGAAAUAAUUUUCAAACCUAUCACUGGAGAGUCAAAGAAUGAGGAGCUGGUCCACAGCCUCUUAGCAACGCUUGCACAGAAGCUGGAUAUUUACGACGGAGCCAUUCUUGCUAAACAAAAGUACAUGGCGGGAGACACAUUCACUCUAGUAGACAUAUUUUACAUGCCUCUGAUGUCGUAUAUGUUCCGUAUGGGCUUUGGACACAUGAUUACCGACCGUGCCAAUGUGAAGGCGUGGUGGGAGAAUGUAUCAAGCAGAGACUCCUGGAAGCGGUUUGGCGUGGGUGCAACAGUGUAA